AAUGCCACAAAAGAAAAAUAAAGUCCCUUGUUACAUUUCCAAAGGCUAAGAUAACUUGUGGAACCAAAGGCUUACCAAUCAUUAUCGAAUAUCGUCAAUGAAGAGCUAAAUUUAACACAUCGCCUAUGAUAUUAAUAAAAUUGCCAUGGAAUAUAGAAUACCUUUUCGACUAAGCAGGUAUAUGACCUUCUGGUCAAAAUAUGGCUGCAAAGAAAACAGGACAAUUAUUGCGAGUAGUGAUACGAUGCCAUCGAUACACUCCUAUCCUAGUGCCCUAAUGCUUGAUGGUAAGCUGUACUCGUAUAAACUCGAGUUUAGUUAGAUGGAUUGGCCAUGAGUUGCAACCAGAUGUUAACAAGAUUUGCAGAGAGGCACUUGAAAGAAAUCCAAAUGGCCAUCGAAAAAUAGGCAUGUCCAGUAAGUAUUGGGCCAAUAUUGUAUCCGUUGAUUUGUGAAUAGAAAAUCAACCGAUGAUUACUUUUAGCUAAGCGUGUAAACUAGAAGCAUCACGAAAAAAAGCUACUUGGAUAAAUAAGGCUCGUAAAAAAGUAUCGGCAGCCUAAUCCUUCAAAAGUAAGACCGCCAAUAUUUGAGAAAAGAAAACAGCUUUUUGCUACUGCAACAGUCCUGAGUCAUGAUGUCCUGUUUAGUGCCGUUCUGCCAAUCGGUGCCCGCCGUAAGUCUGCGGAGGUUGCCGCAGAACAAGGUUCUCGCUAAUCGAUGGCUCCAGGCCAUUGGAACUGGUUGCGGAUUGGGCGCUAUCGAUCAUCACCAGCAUCUCGAUAGACUAGGCGUCUGUGGAGAACACUUUCAAGCACCAUCGGACAACGCCAGCGACACCUACCAGGAACCAAGCCGGUUUCAUGAUAGUAAAGGAAACUUAAUCGAAGUCUACUCCUGUCGAUUGUGUUUACAAUUCUACCCUCGGGAGGAUUUGUCAACGAAUGCUUUGUGGUCUGAAGAUACCGAGCUGUUAUCGGUUUUGUGCGAUGUACUGAAAAUUUCUCCUUUAACAGAGGAUUUCACCCGUUUGAUUUGUUUGCCAUGCUUGGCUCGUGUAGAGAUAUUGAAAUCACUCCGAAAGAUGUAUUUGGAAAGCGAUAGAGAUUUUCGUAAUGUUACAGGUUAUAUGCAGGACUACAAUUUGGCACUUCAAAACGAGAAAUCUUAUAAUACUUGUAUAAUGGAACAAAAAGUUUUUUCAAACCCAAAAGAAUCACCUAAUCGUGAAUUAACGAUAUCAAUAUUGAGAGUAGAGAGCAUCAAUAAUCUCACGGAAAAAGACAGCAAAAGUGAAGCCAAAUCCUACCGAUGUCGUCACUGCGAAGAAAGUUUUUCGCUCAUAUCGGACCUGAACAGUCACGCCAGCCAAACACACGGCGACGAGACGCCUCACAUGUGCCCGGAGUGCAAGAAAUGCUUCCGGUUCCGACACAACUUGCUGAAACAUCAAAACUAUAUGCACAAGAAUGUGAAACGGCCGGUGUUCGAGUCUCAUCAAAAUAGAGCAAAGUGCAAGCUGUGCAACGAAACACAAAUCACGACGAAACAAUUGGCCAAACACAUUAAACUGGCACACCCUACCGAGUCCUAUCCAUUGGUGCAGUGUCCGGAUUGUCCGCGCACUUUCACCAGCCGGCAUCAGAUGAACAGGCACAAACAAAUUCACACCGAUCGCUUUGCCUGUGAACAGUGCGGCGAGAAACACGUGAGCGGUCAGCGGUUGAAGGCGCACGUGGAACGCCAUCAUCUCAAGCAGGGCCAGCAGUUCUUGUGCGCGGAGUGCCCGGGGAAAACUUUCAGCUGCAGCGAGUCGCUGCGGGUACAUUUGGUGGAGCACGUAAAGGAAAAACCUUUCGUGUGCGAACAUUGCCAAAAGGCUUUCGCCAGAAAGAGCAAACUCGAAUGUCAUAUUAAAGCCGUUCAUCUUGGGAUCAAAUCAUACCAAUGUCCGGGUUGUAAGAGGGCGUUUGGCUUUUCUCCCAAUCUAUGGAAUCACAAAAGAACCUGUAGUCAAUUCAUUGCUUUGAACGGUGGUUUGAAAAAUUAACUUGGGAUGGUUGACCCCUAAUUUUUUGACGAAUGUAUAAACUAUAUUUUAGUGCAAGUCCAACCGAAACCAUUGACAUAUAGGUUAAUCUCAAUCGAUGAUGGAUGGAUAACGAAAUGCAUUUUAUG
Uranotaenia lowii is the source of this 2178-nucleotide messenger RNA. RefSeq names its product zinc finger protein 708-like. Gene Ontology annotation, molecular function: RNA polymerase II transcription regulatory region sequence-specific DNA binding; zinc ion binding; DNA-binding transcription factor activity, RNA polymerase II-specific. The record is from RefSeq and is a predicted model, not a curated record. Gene Ontology annotation, cellular component: nucleus. The transcript is spliced from 4 exons. The coding region runs from base 635 to 2050 and encodes 471 amino acids. Gene Ontology annotation, biological process: regulation of transcription by RNA polymerase II. NCBI's taxonomy places the organism in Eukaryota, Metazoa, Arthropoda, Insecta, Diptera, Culicidae.